GACGUAGUUGCACCGCCGCAAUUAAUCGCAGUUUUCUUGCUUCGUCCUUCCUUGAUCAUUCUUCCGGCGGAAUGUCUAUCAAAGAAGGCUAUUUAAGGAAGUGGUCAGCGAAUAAAAAUCAGUGGAGCAAUGUUUAUUGUAAAUUAUUACCUUCCGGUUGGUUUCAGUGGUUUGAAAAUGCAUCGUCCAUCUCCCCCAAGCGUAGUAUCGAUAUUCCGAAAGUUACCGCUUUUUUGGCUUUUGGUGAUGUGCUGAACAGAGUUCCUUGCAAACCAACGUGUAUCACCGCGGCCGAAAUUCCACAGGCCUUCGGCGUACCUCAUGAGCCUCAUGCUGGCACUAAAAUGUCAUUUUUUGUUUGCGCAAAUCCGAUGGAAAUGAGCGAAUGGAUGAAUGCCAUUACAUCUCUGAUUCAGAAUAGACCGUAUCAACCUUCUGCACCACAAUCCGUGCAAUCGCUUCCAUCAUACAUGCCAAGUGCAGGAGUACCUGGACAAAUCGGCUUCACGGGAAUGCCCCAACCGUACGAUUCGGCUCCACCGCCGCCAUACGGUGGUUACGGGUCUGGUCAGUACGGUGCACCACCUAUGGCACCCGCUUCUCAACCUGCGUACUGCCCGGGCCCCUCGGCCUACCCACAGCAGCCCCCACCACCACCCCCUGGGCAAGCGGGCUACUACCACCCACCUGCUGCAGGUCAACAAUUUGUAUCCUCAAACGGCCAGCCGUACGAAGUUGUCUACGUGGAAGGAAAACCAAAGAAGAAAAAGCUGGGUGGUCUGAAAAACGCAGCUGUUGGUUUGGCCUCUGGUUUAGCCGGUGGCUACCUGGCAAGCAGAAUGUUCGGAGGCUGGGGCCUCGGCGGAGGUUGGGGCGGCGGUUUUGGGGGACUUGGUCGCUGGGGCAGUUGGAGCUCAUUUUCCAGCUUCAGCUGGUCCGAUUGAACAGCGAGUGUAAAAUUCGUUGAUCCACCGCCUUUUGGUCUCAGGCAUUGCAUACGGGCGCAUUGUAACCGCCAACCACCUGACUUGCGCAUCAACAAAUCGAUUUCGGGCAGCCGCAUCUCUUAUCACGAUGACUUUUGUGUUGCGUCUGCUUACCGCACUUCAUAGGCCAUAUGCUUCGAUCCCAUUCGCUUGACUUCAUAUGCAUUUCCUCGUAUUUCAUCCGUCGUCCAUCAACGCUGUUGUUUACGUGUCAAUACUGGCUUCUUGACUUCAUCAGUGGUCCGAUCGUCUCGCAUGUACCCUUGUGAAUUCACCUUUACACCAUAAACCACAAGACAUCCACGCUAGUGGACGCAUUCGCACACACGCUAUGCGGUGUGCUGUAAAAAUUACGCCGAAGAAAUCGAACAUUCAUUCAUUUGCAAUACGUAGUCACCAUUGAACUCUGAAAAGUACUUCUCGGAGAGUGAGUUUUGUACUUUAAUGUCUCCAUGACAAUCUAAGUACUAUGGGCGUGAUUCCGCUAUUUCUUAGCAUCUAUUGAUUUUGGUCGGUGUCACCAGGCAGUUGCUAGAUUGAUUGUUCUAAUGAAGAACAACUGAUACAAACUGUUUUGAAGGACUGUUGUACGCAC
Dicrocoelium dendriticum is the source of this 1581-nucleotide messenger RNA. Lineage: Eukaryota; Metazoa; Platyhelminthes; Trematoda; Plagiorchiida; Dicrocoeliidae. The record is from the annotation of a GenBank genome assembly.